AGCAGGAACAGGAUUUCGAAGCGGUGCCAAUAUUUUGUUGUCAUGACUUGAAGACCAACAUCAGGUAUUUAUAACCUGGAUUUUAUGGUAUAUAUUUCAUCGAUGAAGCCUCAGAAGGAAUCCAGGGGGAAGCGAGGGAAUGGUGGUGCUGCUGCUGCGGCUCGAGGACUUCCCCUCGUCCCGCUCUGUGGCGCUGGAUCAGGGCGAGAGUCGCACUCUGUCCCGCGGGCUUUGGUGCUGUGAGAGUCGGCGUGUCUCCUCAGGAAAGUGGCCGGAUGAUGAUUGCGGCCUGGGUGUCCGACUCCUGGUGGAGGAAAACCCUGUAUGUGAGCGGGGGAGCCUUGCUCGCCGCUGCUGCUUAUCUCUUCUACGAACUGCUCUCCAUCAAGAAAGAGCAGGAACUCGACUCCACAGACGCCAUCAUCCUCCACCUGUUCUCCAGACCAGUUCACGCUCCGAGUGUUUAUCCGUUCUGCUUGAAGUUAGAGACCUACCUGAGGAUGGUGGACCUUCCCUAUCAGACUUACUUCGACGGCCGCCUCUCAGCUCAGGGCACAAUGCCGUGGAUCAAGUACAACCAUGAGUGUGUGUCUGGGACGGAGUUUAUCAUCGAGUUUCUGGAGAAGAAGCUCGGUGUGAGUCUCAAUAGGGGUCUGAGUGCGGAGGACAGCGCCAUCACUCACACCAUUACUAAAAUGGUGGAGGAACAUUUACACUGGACAAUAGCGUACUGUCAGUGGGUGGAGAACGUUGAGGAGACUCGCCGCAGGCUGGGUGUGUGUGAGCUGCUGCAGUGGAGUGUGUGUGAGCUGAAUGGCAGCCUGGUGAAAAGGGAGAUGUACUGCCAUGGCCUUGGCCGCUUCAACACCCAGCUUAUCCACACGCUGCUAGAGAGAGACCUGCGCACUCUGUCUACGCUGCUGGGUGAUAAAGAGUACAUGAUGGGCUCUAAGGUGUCAAGCGUGGACGCAGCAGUGUUUGGACAUCUUGCUCAGGUUAUGUGGACGUUACCGGGAUCCAGACCAGAGCAACUCAUUAAAGGCGAGCUCCCGAACCUGGCGCGAUACUGCGAGCGGAUCCGGCGUGAGUUCUGGCCCGAGUGGGUGCUCGAUUAUGAGGAUACUUGUUUAGAGGCGUGCAUGGACGUUCACACACAACGCAGCACGUUCUUCUGCGCCGACACGCUGGACGAGAUGGACAGGCAGACUCUUUCACACAAACGUUCACCGGACACAGACCGCUCCGGACGCUCACUCUUCGACUCGGACAUCGAGAUGGACCAGUCGGACACUGAGCUAAAGGUCAAAGCCUGAAAGAUGGUCAUUUAAGUGGAGCGGGAUUUCUUUUCAUGCUAAGAGUUCAGGACACAUAAUUCGGGGCAGAGGUGUGCGUGUGUAUGUGUGUUAUGCAUGUCAAAAUGUUUUUUUUACUCAAAGCAUCAGGGUUGAAAAUCUUUUGUGAAGGCUGAGGAAAUAACCAAAAUACAAAAGGUGACCUUGUAGAUCACUAUACCGGCAGCCUGGCGCUCAAACACAGUGGUUUUAACUGUAUGUGUGUGCGCGCACCAGGAUUUCCCUGAGCGUGGAAUGAGAUGCUGCACAUCCUCGUUAAGUCACAGACCUUUUCUGCCAGUGAUUAAAUGAUUUUAUCCUAAAAUGGGUUAUUUAUUAGAAGUGAAUAUGUAUAAAUGUAUGUCUUUUUAAAUGUAUUUAUUUUUAUUUAUUUAUUGUACAAAUGUCUGUCCUGUCUGUUAUUACCCUACAUAUAGCUGUGAUAGAUAGAUAAUAGACAGAAAAGAUUUUGAGGUGCAGUUAUAUAAACUUCAAUCAUUAUUCUAACAAACAUACAUACAGAGAGAAAGAGGCAUUUACUGUCAUUACUCAGCAUUGCAGUUCCUUUUCAUAACCACUAGAUGUCACUCGUUCUCCUCACAUUCUGCUUCAUCAGUACAAAAUGUACUGUCUUGUACAUCGUCGCUUCAUAUUUAAUUCUUUUUACACAAAAAAAAAUACGUUUGCAGCUCAAUUUUCACUUCAAAUUCAGUGUACAUUCGAAAUUGAGAUGCAAAAUUUU
Molecule: messenger RNA, 2073 nt
Organism: Clarias gariepinus (North African catfish)
Lineage: Eukaryota; Metazoa; Chordata; Actinopteri; Siluriformes; Clariidae
Gene: faxcb
Product: failed axon connections homolog, metaxin like GST domain containing b
Exons: 6
Coding region: 276-1313 (345 amino acids)
Cellular component (GO): cytoplasm
Source: RefSeq, a predicted model, not a curated record